This is a messenger RNA of Penaeus indicus, 1617 nucleotides long. Its product is annotated as carbohydrate sulfotransferase 9-like. Gene Ontology annotation, biological process: carbohydrate biosynthetic process. The coding region runs from base 178 to 1335 and encodes 385 amino acids. The transcript is spliced from 7 exons. The record is from RefSeq and is a predicted model, not a curated record. Gene Ontology annotation, cellular component: membrane. Lineage: Eukaryota; Metazoa; Arthropoda; Malacostraca; Decapoda; Penaeidae. Gene Ontology annotation, molecular function: sulfotransferase activity.
AGUACGUUUUGCGUUGGGGCUGUGUGACCUUUGCGUUCGGUUAUCGGGAAAAAAGGUUGAAUUAUACUUGGUUGUCUUACGGGUGGGAAAAGCAAGGGAGAGAAACAACGGAGAACCGAAGAGAAAGAGAAGAAAGGGAGGGAAAAAAGAGAGAGAAAGAAAAAAAACUUGGAAAAAAUGCUCUUCCGUCGCACUUUCUUAAAAUCAUUCCUAGUUUCCAUCAUUUUGGUCGUGACGCUUUAUGCAGUCUACGACGUACAUCGAAUCUACGAAAUUGGCAGCGUAAACCUCAACGAUUCCACAGCAGGAAGUCAAGGAAGAGGAGGUGCUGGUGCCGAAGCUGUCGACCUCGCCAGGGCCCAGACAGCGGUAAGCGAGGAGUCUGCGGUCGACAGACGGUUAAGUGAGAGGAAGAAGAAUAUCUUGGAAAUGUGCGAAGGAAGGCAAUUUAGCUGUUACCUCAAUGCAACACUUACCUUUCAUAUGUAUCCCUUCCAUGACUACAACGCUACUGUUUGUACUAUUCCAAAGGCGGGAUCAUCCACCUGGCGGAACCAUCUGCGGCGUGUGAACAAGGGUCCUCCCAUGCACCUCCCCAUCAGAGAUGACCCUCGUCGGAAAGACUUCCUCUCGCGCUCCGUCAACGCUUCCUAUGAUGCCAUCUUGUCAAUGGCUACGAUCAUUACCGUCAGACAUCCUCUCACCAGACUGGUCUCCUGCUAUCGUAACAAGUACAAAGAUGGGAAAGUGCUGCGGCGCCACCAUCCAAGCUGGGAACGACUGAUACGGAAGCAAGUCUCUGGAUCCUACUGGCCGGACAGGUUCAGGCAGUUUUGGCUUCCUGCGCUUAUCAACAACGGGCUCUUGCCAAAGGACAUGCACCUUCAGCUGGGUCUCUCUCAGCCCAUAGAUCCUGACGUAGAAUACAACGCAUGGGUUUACGAAAAGAUCCACGCCAUUGUUCGUCCCCGCCUCACUUUCGUGCAGUUCCUACGUCACGUGAUUGCCACCUAUCAGGCUAAUCGUCCUGACGCCCAUUGGAGUCCAUACCAUCGAGACUGCUGUCCUUGUCUCGUCAAUUACGACUUCGUCACGAGGGUGGAAACGCUGACGGAGGACCUGGAACACGUCUUCAAGGUCUUGGGAAUACCCUCAGAUCCUUCCGUGUCCAUGAACCAGAAUCGCAAGAACUUGGGUGAUCCUUAUAAGGACCUAAGAUACUACCGAGACGUCCCGUUUGAAAUUCGGAAUGAGCUCUAUACCUUCAUCCAGACGGACCUGGAUAUGUUUGGAUACAAGCUCCCAGCUGGCUUCUUGGAGAAUACUGUCAGUUGAUUCUUUGGUUUAAAUCCUCUUAUGUUAUUGUUUUCUUGGUUUCUGAACAUCUAAAGAUAUCUUUUGUAUGCAUGUGUGAAUACAUAAAGAUUUUUUGGUUUGUAUCUGUGUGUGUAUGUGUGUGAAUAUUUCAUGGCCAUAUACGUGAACAGUGUAUAUCGGAUAUAAGGUGAUAAAUUGAUUGAUGACUUGAUAUAAAGGCUGUUUAGUAUUCGAUAAAUUUGGGGACUGACUUUGUUCAUUGAAACAUUCAUGACGCUAAAUAAAAUUACGAUCAUCUUU